Messenger RNA from Helobdella robusta, 360 nucleotides. RefSeq lists its product as hypothetical. Bases 1 to 360 code for a protein of 119 amino acids. Lineage: Eukaryota; Metazoa; Annelida; Clitellata; Rhynchobdellida; Glossiphoniidae. The transcript has 2 exons. The record is from RefSeq and is a predicted model, not a curated record.
AUGGGCAACACGCACGACAGCGAGAUAGCCAGGAUUGAGGCCGACCACAUAGAGAACAGGUGGAAAACUACCGAGGAUUACAUGUGGGGUUAUACCGGGGACAGAGGUGAGAUGGUUAUGAAAAUGAGGGGGAUGAUGUGGGGUGAGAUUGUGAUGAAAAUGAGGGUGAUGAUGUGGGGUGAGAUUGUGAUGAAAAUGAGGGUGAUGAUGUGGGGUGAGAUUGUGAUGAAAAUGAGGGUGAUGAUCUUGGAUAUUGACGCCAACCUCUUGAACUUGCACACUGCACUAUUCCAUACUUCUGCUACGCAAUGUUACGUAACUACUCUGCAUUGCUACAUAUUAACAUAUAACUCUAUAUAA